AUGUCGUCCUCGGGAAGCGGCUUCCUGGGCCGCUCCACCAGCAACAACUCCAACAUGCGAGGUCUGGUGCAGUUUAUUGCUGAUUUGAGAAACGCAAGAGCUAGGGAAUUGGAGGAAAAGCGAAUCAACAAGGAGUUGGCCAACAUUCGUCAAAAGUUUAAGGAUGGAAACCUCAGCGGAUACCAUAAGAAGAAAUACGUGUGCAAGCUCCUAUACAUCUAUAUCCUAGGAUGGAACGUCGAUUUUGGUCACCUCGAAGCGGUCAACCUCAUCUCGGCGAACAAGUACUCUGAGAAGCAGAUUGGAUAUCUGGCCAUGACCCUGUUUCUGCACGAGAAGCACGAGUUGCUUCACCUAGUCGUCAACAGCAUACGGAAGGACUUGUUGGAUCAUAAUGAGUUGUUCAACUGCCUGGCUCUCCACGCAAUCGCCAACGUUGGUGGCAGGGAGAUGGGAGAGGCUCUAAGCGGAGAGGUUCACAGGCUUCUGAUUUCGCCGACUUCGAAGGCAUUCGUGAAGAAGAAGGCAUCGCUGACCCUCCUCCGACUGUACCGAAAGAACCCUGAUAUCGUUCAGCCGCAAUGGGCGGAGCGCAUAAUAUCCUUGAUGGACGACGUUGAUAUCGGUGUGGCGCUGUCCAUCACAUCACUCGUCAUGACCCUCGCCCAGGACAACCUUAACCAAUACAGGGGUGCAUAUGCCAAGGCCGCAGCUAGGUUGAAGAGGAUAAUCAUCGAUGGCGAGUAUACUCCGGAUUACCUCUACUACAAGGUCCCGUGUCCCUGGAUCCAGGUCAAGCUUCUCCGCUUGCUGCAAUACUUCCCUCCUUCGGAUGAUACACAUGUGCGGGACAUGAUCCGCGAGUCACUGCAGAAGAUUCUAAAUCUCGCCAUGGAGCAGACCAAAAACGUGCAGCAGAACAACGCGCAAAACGCUGUUCUAUUUGAGGCUAUUAACCUAAUCAUUCAUCUGGACAAUGAGACUGCGCUGCUGAAGCAAAUCUCAUCUCGUCUCGGACGUUUCCUGACCUCAAGAGAAACCAACGUUCGGUACUUGGGAUUAGAAGCGAUGACCCAUCUUGCAGCUCGCAUCGACACUCUAGAGCCGAUCAAGCAGCACCAAGACGUCAUUAUCGGGUCUCUCAAGGACAGAGAUAUCAGUGUGCGAAGGAAAGGUCUCGACCUCCUCUAUAGCAUGUGCGACUCCUCCAAUGCUCAGGUUAUUGUUGGUGAGCUUCUGCACUACCUCCAGAACGCCGACUUUGCCAUCAGGGAGGAAAUGGUGCUCAAGAUUGCCAUCUUGACGGAACGUUACGCCACUGAUGUCCAGUGGUACGUCGACAUUUCACUUCGUCUGAUUGCCAUGGCAGGUGAUCACGUAAGUGAUGAGGUGUGGCAGCGAGUCAUUCAGAUUGUGACGAACAACGAGGAACUGCAAGUUUACGCGGCCCAGCAUUCCCUGCAGUAUGUAAAGUCAGAUCACUGUCACGAGACCCUGGUCAAAAUCGGAGCAUACAUCUUGGGUGAGUUCGGCCAUCUCAUCGCCGACCAGCCCAAGUGCAGCCCCAUUGAGCAGUUCUUGGCUCUCCAGAGCAAGGUGGCUGCCUGCUCGUCGAGCACUAGAGCGAUGAUCCUCUCAUGCUACAUCAAAUUCGUCAACCUCUUCCCCGAAAUCAAGCCUCAGCUUCUGAAGGCUUUCCAAGUCUUUAGCCAUACGCUCGACUCUGAGCUCCAGCAGAGAGCAUGUGAAUACCUGACACUAGCAACUAUGGCGACGGAUGACCUUCUUCGAACUGUAUGCGACGAGAUGCCGCCUUUCCCGGAGAGGCAAUCGGCGCUGCUAGCCAGAGUGCAUCAGAAGCACGCCAACACCAGUGAUAAGAGAACCUGGGUUGUGGGCGGCAAGGAUGCCAACGCAGACGUGGCAGAGCUCAAGAUGGCCAAGGACGGUGGUCUUAAGCGGACAUUUAGCACGAACGGCAAUCCUCCGGCUAAAGGUGCUAAUGGCACGAACGGCCACGGCAAUGGCGCCAACGACUUGGCUGGCUUGGAUAUGUUGAACAUUGGCCCUGCCGAGCCCAAGACGAAGGCACCUAACCUGGCAAGUGCGGCUCACUUGUCUCCCAACUGGGAGGUUGGAUACAACAAGCUGUUGCUCAAGGGCGAGGGUGUUUUGUACGAGGAUGGUCAGAUCCAGGUUGGUGUAAGAUCCGAGUAUAGAGGCCAGAUGGCCUGUCUUAUUCUUUACUUCAAGAACAAGACGCCUACGGCGUUGGGGUCCUUCACCACAACACUCGACCUUGACGAAAGCGAGAAGGGCAAGCUCACGUGGGACGUCAAGAACCUACCGGAAAGCACAGUCUACCAGUCCGGACAAUCGCAGCAGGUUAUCAUGUUCGAGUGUAAGAGGGUUUUCGACAAGAGCCCGACAAUGCGCAUCAGCUACCUCGCCGGCGCCUUGCAGGCUGUCACGCUGAAGCUACCUGUCACCGCUCACAAGUUCAUGGACCCUGCAGAUCUUAGCGCCGAGGACUUCUUCAAGCGUUGGAAGCAGAUCGGUGGAGCCCCGCGUGAGGCACAGCAGAUCUUUGGUUUGUCUCCCGGAAAGGCUACCGACAGGGAGAUUACAGAGUCCUUCGUCCGGCAGACGGUUGACGGCUUCCGGUGGCGCAUUCUCGAUGGCGUCGACCCGAAUGCCAAGAACUUUGUCGGCGCCAGUGUGCUGCAUACUUCUGAAGCGGGCAAGUUUGGAUGCUUGAUGCGUCUUGAGCCGAACUACGGAACUCAGAUGAUCCGUUUGACCAUCCGAGCAACCGACGAGAGCGUUCCCGCUACUCUUAUGAAGAUCAUGCAUGAGCGCCUCUCAGCCGGCUACACGCCGGAAAAGUUCAAGGGUCCGACAGCCGAGGAGAUAGCGGACGCGUUCAGCAGUGUCAUGGUUUCAUAG
Messenger RNA from Colletotrichum truncatum, 2946 nucleotides. RefSeq lists its product as uncharacterized. NCBI's taxonomy places the organism in Eukaryota, Fungi, Ascomycota, Sordariomycetes, Glomerellales, Glomerellaceae. The record is from RefSeq and is a predicted model, not a curated record. Gene Ontology annotation, biological process: clathrin-dependent endocytosis; intracellular protein transport. Gene Ontology annotation, cellular component: AP-2 adaptor complex; membrane coat. Gene Ontology annotation, molecular function: clathrin-cargo adaptor activity.